Messenger RNA from Centruroides sculpturatus (bark scorpion), 2028 nucleotides. Its product is annotated as protein argonaute-2-like. Lineage: Eukaryota; Metazoa; Arthropoda; Arachnida; Scorpiones; Buthidae. Gene Ontology annotation, molecular function: protein binding; RNA binding. The coding region runs from base 1 to 2028 and encodes 675 amino acids. The record is from RefSeq and is a predicted model, not a curated record. The transcript has a single exon.
AUGGCUCUUGCAACGGUAGCACAAUCGGAAACAACAAUCGAAUAUUUUUCAAGCGCUAUGAAAAGAUUGGGUCUGGAAAUCACUUUCAGUGGUUCAAACCAUUCUAGAUUCGCUAAACGACCAGGAAUUGGAGUUAAAGGUAGAAAGAUUAAUUUAAUAGCAAACUACUUUCCUAUAGAUAUACCAGAAGGAGAGAUAUACCAUUAUGACGUGGAUAUUCAAAAGCUUAUACCUGUACGUGAUGAGGGUGAAAAACUGCCCAAACAUAAAAAGUAUAAAUGCCUGAAUACAAAACAAAACAGAAAUAUUGUAGAAGCAAUGAUUAAGCAGGUGCCAAUGUUUAAGAAUAUUCGGCCGGCAUUUGACGGAGAAAAAAAUUUAUAUACACGUAACUUGUUACCAGUUAAAGACCAAAAAUUAAUGACUGUGAAAGUUGCAGACGAAUUUAAUCCUGAUAAAGAGAUCAAUUACGAAAUAAAAAUACAACCUGUGAAUAGAAAAGAUACGAUGAGAAGAUCAGCAAAUAAUUCAAUUAAUUUAGAACCAUUACAUCAGUUGUUAGCUGGUAGAUGCAGUAAUAUAACGGAGGGUAUCAUUUUGGGAAUCAUGGCCAUUGAAACCGUACUAAGACACGGUCCUGCCUUACGAUUGGUGCCAGUUGGAAGAUCAUUCUUCACCAAACCACGUAUGGAGGAAGUUCCUCCGUUGAGUGAAGGAAGGGAAAUUUGGUUCGGUCAUCAUCAAAGUAUGCAGCUGACAAAAUGGAAGCCUAUGCUUAACAUAGAUAAAUCAGCUACGACAUUUUAUAAAGGUUGUUCCGUUAUCGAGUUUAUGUUCGAAGUAUUAAAUCUGGGUACUGAGAAUAUUGAAUCGUCUUUAAGACAGUUCACAGGUCUGACCGAUGCGCAGAGGCGGACAGUAGCCAAAAAAUUAAAGAAUUUAAAAGUUAAAGUAACGCAUUUACCUUAUCCUCGAAAGUACAGAGUUCGAGAUAUAACAAGAGAAAGCGCAAAUAAUAUAUUUUUUACGAGAAGAAUUAAUGACAAAGAAGUUAAGUGUUCCGUAUCCGAAUACUUUCGUACUGAAUAUAAAGCAUUGAAAAAUCCAAACUUACCUUGUUUAAAUGUGGGAAGUAAUAACAGAGCUGUUUAUUUACCAAUGGAAGUAUGCGAUAUCGUUGAAGGUCAACACUGCACAAAGAAGUUAAAUGAAAAAGAAACUGCUAAUAUGAUUCGCUACACGGCUCGUUUUCCUGCCGAGAGAUUCAAUGAUAUAAGACAAUCAGUUAAUGCUUUGAUGCUAGAUUUCGAGCCAUUCGCAAAAGAAUUUGGCGUUCGUGUAAGUCCCAACCCCUUGAAGUUUACGGGAAGAAUGUUGGAUCCUCCCCAAAUAACUUAUCAACAACAGCAGAACAUCAGACCUGUCAACGGUAGCUGGGAUAUGAAAGGAAAGAGAUUUCAUACAGGAGUAACAAUUGACAAAUGGGUUUUGCUGAGUUUCUCAAUGGCUCGAUUCUGCGACGAGAAUGCUCUAGACAACUUUGUGAAAAUGCUAUGUAAUGGUGGAAGAAAUGUAGGGGUGCAAUUUGCCCAACCGCUCCUUAUUAAGCGCUUCACACGUCACGAUGGAAGACCUUCAGAUAUCCUUAGACAAGCGAAAAAUAGUUAUCCAAAUUUGCAAUUAGCCAUAAUUGUGCUGCCACCAGAAAGCAUAUAUUCGGAAAUUAAAACAGUUGCAGAAACAGAACUGGGACUUAUGACCCAAUGUAUAAAAGAUAUAAAUGCCACGGGAAGAAAAUGCAACCCACAAGUAAUUUGUAAUUUAUGUCAAAAAAUUAAUGCCAAAAUGGGUGGAGUUAACAAUUCUCUGUCGCUAGCAGACAAGCCUGCAAUUUUGAAGAGACCUGUGAUUAUUGUAGGCAUCGAUUGUACUCAUCCAGCUCCUGGUGACAAAAUAGGAUAUUCGAUAGCAGCAGUGGUGGGAAGCCUNCUCGUUUACAACAAUAAAAUAUUGGGUGGCAGAGUUUAA